AUGGAAGCAUCUGUGGGAAUUCUGGUAGAUACUUUGAAUUCCAUGAUCCAGAAGGAGUUUGGAUUGCUUUGUGGCGUUGCAACUGACAUGCAAAAGCUUUCACGCUUGCUCUCCGCCACCAAGGCAGUGCUUGAAGAUGCAGAGCAGAAGCAAUUCACAGACAAGGCAAUACAACAGUGGCUUCAGAAGCUCAAUGUUGUUGCUUGUGAAAUCGAGGACGUAUUGGAUGAUUAUGCAGCCAAAGCCUCAAAAGUCAAGUACAAAAAUUCUGGUUGUUUUAGUUUGAUGUGUGACCCUGUAGCAGGAAGCUUAGUGUUUCGUGGCAGGAUUGGGACAAGGAUGAAGGAGAUCCUUGCAAAAUUUAAUUCAAUAGCUGAUGAGCGGAUAAAGCUUGGUUUGAGUGAUCAGAAGCGUGGGAGCUAUUUCAAUGCAAGCCGUGAGACUGGAUCCAUGGUAAAUGAACCUGAAGUUCUUGGAAGGGACGAGGAAAAAGAGCAGAUCGUACGCAUCUUGACGAAAGAAAAAGAUGGAGUCGAUCAAAAUGUAUCAGUGCUCCCUAUAGUGGGUGUUGGAGGCCUUGGAAAGACAACACUUGCCCAAUUGGUCUUCAAUGAUCAGCGCAUAACCCAGCAUUUUGAGCUAAAACUCUGGGUUUGGGUUUCAGAGGAUUUUGAUGUGAAGAGGAUUAUAAAAGUCUUAAUUUGUUCUAUACAAAGGACUCUUACUGAAGAAUUAGAAUCGCUUUCUCUCGAAAGAAAACUUCAAGGGUUGUUGAGAGGGAAAAGAUACUUGGUUGUACUGGAUGAUGUCUGGAAUAAGAAUCCAGAGGAAUGGGAGAAACUGAAAUCUGUUCUGGAAUGCGGAGCGAGAGGUAGUUCAAUUGUCACGACAACUCGCAUGGAGAAGGUUGCCACAAUAAUGGGCACAUUACAAACACAUUAUCUGUCGAGUUUGUUAGAGAAUUUGUGUUGGUCACUAUUUAGGCAACGGGCAUUUGGGCCUCAAGAGGCUGAAGAAUAUCCUAACCUUGUAGUUAUCGGAAAAGAGAUUGUGAAAAAAUGUGGUGGUGUUCCGCUGGCUGCAAAGGCUCUCGGAGGCUUUCUAUGA
Coffea eugenioides is the source of this 1107-nucleotide messenger RNA. Its product is annotated as disease resistance protein RGA2-like. The record is from RefSeq and is a predicted model, not a curated record. Gene Ontology annotation, molecular function: ADP binding. Bases 1 to 1107 code for a protein of 368 amino acids. The transcript has a single exon. NCBI's taxonomy places the organism in Eukaryota, Viridiplantae, Streptophyta, Magnoliopsida, Gentianales, Rubiaceae. Gene Ontology annotation, biological process: defense response to other organism.